AAGUAUUCGGAGGUCUCUGAGGCCUCGUAGAGAGUUUACAGCGCACAUUUUAGGCCAAGGCAGGGUGGUGAGUUUGCCUUGCCUGAGCUGUCCGAGGUGUGGAGAACCAUUAAUCCCUUUGGCUCUCGUGCUGACAAGGAACUGGCGGAAUGUCUCAGCAGCUGCGAGGCGAGAGUGAUUUUGACCAGCUUCCCGAUGAUGUGCCUGUUUCUGCUAACAUCGCAGACAUUGAGGAGAAGAGAGGCUUCUCUAGUUACUGCGUCUUUGUGAUCGAGGUGAAAACAAGAGGUGGAGGCAGGUAUAUGAUAUUCCGCCGUUACAGCCAGUUCUAUAACUUGCAUACCAAGCUAGAGGAAAGAUAUGGUUCAGAAAGCAGAAACAGUCGCUUUUGCUGUCUACUCCCUGCCCUGCCUGGAAAAGUUUAUGUUGGUGCAAAGAGGGAGAUUGCUGACAGCCGAAUCCCAACACUCAAUGCGUACAUGAAGAAAUUGCUUAGCUUCCCAGCCUGGUUGCUGCUAGAUGAAGAUGUACGAUUGUUUUUCUACCAGUCAGAGUUUGACACUCAGCAGGUACCUCAGGGGUUGCGAAGGCUUCGCCCACGCACCCGCCGCGUCAAGAGCGUUUCACCCCAGGAACCUGGCUUUGACAGACUGGCAGCCCCGCGGGCAGAGGCACUGUUUGAUUUUACUGGGUCCACUAAACUGGAACUGAGCUUCAAGAAGGGAGACUUGAUUUAUUUGCUCAGCAGGGUCAACAAGGACUGGUUUGAGGGAACUGUCCGAGAUGCCACUGGAAUUUUCCCGUGUGCUUUUGUGGAUAUCAUCAAAGAACUCCCACAGGAAGAGGACACCAUCAACUGGCUGCGCUGCUAUUAUCACGAUGACAAUGUCAGCAGCAUCAGGGACAUAUCGGUGGAGGAGGACCUGAGCAGCACCCCACUAUUCCAAGAACUCAUGGAAUUAAUAAGGCGAGCGUUUGCGCGUGAUGAUAUUGCCCUGAAUUACCGUGAUGCCGAGGGCGAUCUAAUCCGCUUGCUGUCUGAUGAGGAUGUUGUACUCAUGGUGAAGCAGGGCAGGAGUUGGCCUUUUGAGAAGCACAUCUUCCCGUGGAAACUGCAUGUUACUCAGCAAGAUGAUUACAGUGUCUAUGACCCUGUGGGAGCUGGAAUCGCAGCACAAACAGCAACAGGACCAUGACCCUUGUUGCUAGUUUCUGCUGAACAGGGGUGGUAAUACAACAACCUGGAACCACGUGGAACUGUCCUGCAGGACUUUCUCCAUAUUUUACUACACAUUUUCCUUGGUUAACAAUAUGCAUUGCAUUAUCACAGAGGGUUAUUUAGGGUUUCUCCUAAAUACAGAUCCUCAUGUUAAUUUAGACUGUACCCACGCACCUCUCUUCUUGUAGGCUU
Molecule: messenger RNA, 1411 nt
Organism: Lacerta agilis (Sand lizard)
Lineage: Eukaryota; Metazoa; Chordata; Lepidosauria; Squamata; Lacertidae
Gene: NCF4
Product: neutrophil cytosolic factor 4
Exons: 10
Coding region: 150-1196 (348 amino acids)
Biological process (GO): phagocytosis; superoxide anion generation; respiratory burst
Cellular component (GO): NADPH oxidase complex
Molecular function (GO): phosphatidylinositol binding; protein binding; superoxide-generating NADPH oxidase activator activity
Source: RefSeq, a predicted model, not a curated record